AUGGAGAAAAAUUGGGGCCAACCCGGAAUCGAACCGGGGACCUCUGUCAACUUAGAAUCGUGGAUGCAACCUGACACCUGCGUCACCCUAAGACAGCAUAAUAAGCCACUAUACGAUUGGCCCAAUGGGUUGUCAGGGGGCUCACGCCUGAAACCUAAUACCUGUAAAAGAAAAGCGUCUAUUACAAAUCCUGUCAAGAUAUGUGGUAACAUGCUGUGUAUUAUUGCUCUUGUUGAGAUAUGUCAUAGAGAGGCCUCUAUGACUUUCCUUGCUUGA
Messenger RNA from Ustilago hordei, 276 nucleotides. RefSeq lists its product as uncharacterized. The transcript has a single exon. The coding region runs from base 1 to 276 and encodes 91 amino acids. The record is from RefSeq and is a predicted model, not a curated record. Lineage: Eukaryota; Fungi; Basidiomycota; Ustilaginomycetes; Ustilaginales; Ustilaginaceae.